Paramecium tetraurelia is the source of this 1608-nucleotide messenger RNA. RefSeq lists its product as uncharacterized. The transcript has a single exon. NCBI's taxonomy places the organism in Eukaryota, Ciliophora, Oligohymenophorea, Peniculida, Parameciidae. The record is from RefSeq and is a predicted model, not a curated record.
AUGAUUAUGUGCACUCUUUGUGAGGACUAUUUAAUAAAUGAUAUUGUUAUUCUUAUACAAUGUGGACAUCUUUAUCAUAUAGAUUGCUUGAACAGACAUAACGAAUAAAAUUAUACAAAAAUAUGCCUAAAUUGCUAAAAUGGGACUGACUCCAUUUAAAUUCAAUUUUUAAUACAUUAACCUGAUUAUAUUGCUGAAUAGUAGUUAAACUAAUUAAAGAUUAAGAGUAAAUCUUUUUUAUCAAAAAUUGAAUAAGAGAUAGAGCUUUUAAUUAAAAAUUAUAAAUUCCUCUUGUUAGACUAUUACAUCAUUGUAAGUGAUCUGUAAUAACUCACCUCAAAUAAAAAUAGGCAAAUCAAUUAUCAAAUAUUAAGCUCCAAGAACAAAGCAGAUAGGAUUAUAGAUGAUUAAGAUUUAUUUUUAUCCUUCCAAUAAUAAAGUAAUUGGAAUAAAAAAGAAUAAGAUUACUAUUAAAGUAUGUAAGAUAAAUAUAAUAAAAUAUAUCUUAAGAAGAUAGACUAUUAGGCAAUUAGUAACUAUAUAGAUAAUAUUGAAAAUUAAAAUGAUAUUGUUAUUUAUUUCAAAGAUAUUUGUUUAAUACAAAAUCAAGAUGAAAAUUCAUAUGAUAAAAAUUUAAGGUGCUUUUUAUUUUAGAUUUUUUAAAUUCAGAAUAAAGUUAAGAAUGUUGAAGAAAAAUUAACUCAUAUUCAAAACAUUAUAAAGUAAUAAACUUGUAUCCAUAAACUAUGCACACUUUGUUCUGAUAAAUAGACCACAUAAAUUGCAAUUAGAAUGAGUUGUGGGCAUAUUUAUCAUAUAAAAUGUUUGGAAAUGGCAAUCAAACAAACUUAUUUUUGUCUUAAUUGUUUAAAUCACUUCCAUACUUCUAUUGUUCAAUUUUAGGUUUAAGAUUCGGAAUAAAUCAAAAUAAUAUAAAAUAAAGAAUCCUUCAAAUGGACUUUAAAAGAUUUAGAAAUAAGAAAAAUAUAAUUAUAACUUGAAAUAUCUAAACAUGAAAAAAUUGAUAGGGAUUAUGCUAAAGUUAUAGAGAAUUUAUGUGAAAAGAUUAAAGAAUUGAUGAAAACAUCAAAAGAUUCAAAACAAGUUAAUGAAAUCCCUUAAAAUCAAUAAGAUUUAAAUAUAGAUAUAAUAAUGCAAAACAAUCCAAACUUUGAUCAUAUAUCGAAUGAAAUAAUGUGCCUGAAUUCAUUAUUUGAAGAUGAAAACAGAGUUCCUCAAACAUAUGAUAACGUAUUCUACUUUGUAGAUAUUUGUUAUCCAUAGAAUCAUUGUUUAAAUGCAUUAGAUUAAAAUUUAUAAAAUCUAAUAACAAAAAGAAAAAAAUUGAAUGAGAGAUGGGAGCUUUUAGAGGAAUAGAUGCAGAUGACUUUAGAUCGAUUAGUAGACAGGUAUAAAUGGAAAUAGGAGUAAUAAAAUAAAAGGCUUGGAAUCAGAAGAAAGCCACCUUAAACAGAAACUAAAAGUUUAAAUGAAAGAAUGAAUAAUUUUCUAGGAUUUCCAAACAAUAUGAAAUAAUACUUUAACAAAUUUUAAUAGAAAUAAAGUGAUAGUUCUGAUGAAUAUUCAUAAACAGAUAAUUUUUUUUGA